AGAGCACGAGGAACCGCUCUGCCUUUAAAAAAAAAUAACAGACGCUGCUCUCAACACCAGAAACGUUCGACCGCUUGGAGGAUUUCAGGAUUGUUUUGUAGUAGGCUAAUACUUUUUACUAUGAUACACGGUGUCCUCUUCAAGCAGAGAGAGGAAGCCAAUCAGCUAGCGAGCUGGCUAACUAAACUAUCCAAAGGGGAAGUGGCAGCAGUCAUCGUUUAAGAGUUUCGCUAGCGUAGCUUCCGCCUAACACACCCACUUUCUGUCUAUUUGUUGUUCACAUUGGUUUCAAAUAACCUGGACUUCAACCAACUUAAGCUUUCGGCUGAACACAAAAGCAUGCUUUGGCGAAACAGAGCGCUUCGCCGUUGUUAGCCAGCUAGCGAGGCGAAUGGUCUCUCCAGCUCCAGCACAGGCUCGCUAGCCAGCCAAAACUGGAGUCGGCCUGAAAAUACAGCAGCGUGGAGGUUAUCACUCGUGCUGUUGUCAGUCAUUAACGACAAAACGCUUGCCCUGACUGUUGACUUCUAUGCAGUUGCUUCAUCGGGCUUUGGGGGAAAUAAGGAAGCAUUCAGCUACGCCUCUCUGCGUCCCUCGAGCACUCAAGUGCCUGGCGCAUCUCGGGAGAGCAGAUCUCUCAGCAUGCUGGACAAAAGAGCGGAGAUGAGCAGAUUGGCGUUUUAAUCGUCUUUGGCUUGUUUGGAACUGUCCGUUUGGGGAAGGCGGGAACACAAGAGGCAAGAAUGAAGAAGUUUUCGCGUAUGCCGAAGUCAGAGAGCGGAAGUCUCGGGGGUGGGUCUGGAUCUGGUACUGGAAGCAGCAACUACAUCGGGAAGGUGUUUGCUGUCGGUCGAUACCAAGUGACGGUGGAGGACCUGAUCGCUGAAGGAGGUUUCUCCAUGGUGUUUUUGGCACGCACGCACAGUGGAGUAAGAUGUGCCCUGAAAAGGAUGUACGUGAACAAUAUCCACGAUCUGAACAUCUUCAAGCGGGAGAUCACAAUCAUGAAAGAGUUGUCAGGCCACAAGAACAUUGUGCGAUAUCUGGAUUCAACCACUAAUGCAGUCGGGGACAGUGUAUGGGAGGUUCUGAUUCUGAUGGAGUAUUGCAAGGCUGGUCAGGUGGUGAAGCAGAUGAACCAACGGCUGCACGUAGGAUUCACUGAAGAGGAGGUGCUCAACAUAUUCUGUGAUGCCUGUGAAGCUGUUGCCAGACUCCACCAGUGUAAAACUCCAAUCAUCCACAGAGACCUGAAGGUAGAAAACCUCCUCUUGAAUGACCAGGGAAACUACGUCUUGUGUGAUUUUGGAAGUGCCACACACAAAGUUCUGCUUCCACAUAAAGAUGGUAUAGCUGCCGUGGAGGAUGAGAUCAAGAAGUACACAACUCUGUCAUACCGUGCCCCAGAGAUGAUUAACUUGUACCAAGGGAAAGCCAUCACCACAAAGGCUGAUAUCUGGGCGCUUGGAUGCUUGUUGUACAAGCUGUGUUUCUUCACACUUCCAUUUGGGGAGAGUCAAGUUGCCAUAUGUGACGGAACCUUUGCUGUUCCGGACGGUUCAAAAUUCUCCUCUAAGUUGCACUGUUUAAUAAGAUACAUGUUGGAGCCUGAUCAAGAAAGGAGACCUGACAUCUAUCAAGUUUCUUACUUUGCCUUUCGGUUAACUGGAAAGGAGUGUCCAGUGCCAAAUCUUUUUAACUCUCCCCUUCCCACCUCAUUGCCGGAGCCCCUUACUGCUAGUGAUAUUGCUGCUAAGAAGAGCCUGACAAAAGCCAGAAUAACAGAUUCAGUUGGACCAACAGAAACAUCAAUCGCACCCAGGCAAAGACCCAAAGCUGCAAAUAGUAAUGUUUUGCCCUUGUCCAGCUCUGUAACUCCUGUGAAAAUGACUGUAUCCUCAGGUACGGUUAGCAACGGCCAGAAAGCUUCUGGGAAUGGGCAGCAGUCGGCUGUGCAGAUGCCGAGCAGCAGUCAGCAGAACAGAGUGUUACAGCAACUGCAGCCUGGAGACCUUCGACUACAACAGCUACAUCAUCAACAACAACAACAGCAGCAACAGCACAAUAUCCACCACCAACAGCAAGUCACUGCACAGCAGCUACAGUACAUGCAACAGUAUCAUCAGGCCAUGCAACAGAGUCUUCAGAUGCAGCAGCAGCAGCAUAUGCUUCAGCAGCAGAUGAUGAUGCAGCAGCAGCCCAUAUAUCACUCCCAGCAGCAACAGCAGGCUCACUACACUGCCCUGAUGCAUCAGUACCAGCAGGCCUUUGUUCAGCAGCAGCAGCAGUGUGUUCCAGUCCAGCAGGUGCCCUAUAUCUCCCCUCUGGAGUUCCAGGCCCCGCUGGGCUCCUAUAACCCUGCCGGAGCUUCUCCAGUAGAGACCACCUUCACUAACAUCAGUAGAAACCCAGUUUCCACUGUGGAGAUCUUGAGUCCUUCUCCUCAGACUGUCAACAACCCUCCUGAUAUGUCUGGAUGGAACCCAUUUGGAGAAGACAAUUUCUCUAAACUCACAGAAGAGGAGCUUCUUGAUCGAGAGUUUGACCUUCUAAGAGCAAAAAAGCCAGUAGAGCGAUCUGUCAGCAUGGAGGCCAGCAGCAUAGACAGACAGCAGCCGGUACUGCAGCCCUCACUCCCUGAGGAUCCAUUUGGCUCUGUGCCCUUCCUGGCCAACGCAGCAGGAGCUGGUGUGCUGACAGCGGAGCAUCCAGUUGAGAAGCCCAGUGUUGGCGUGGCUGUUCCAGCCUUGCAAGACACAACCCUGCCAUCUGUCAAGGAACACAAAACGACAAAAAAAAGUAGCUCUACUAGUUCACUGCCUCAGAAAGCAGGCGAGGAAUCAGACAGUGAUUUUGAGUCUGACCCACCCUCUCCCAAAAGUAGUGAAGACGAGGAGGUGGAGGAGGAGGAAGGUCUCAACAGUGAACAUGAAGACACCGAACCUGAGAACCUGGGUCAGAGGCCGUUACUCAUGGACUCUGAGGAAGAGAUAGAGGAAGAGGAAGACAAACACAGCUCAGACUCAGAUUGUGAGUCUAGGAAAGCAAAACUUGGGCUGUCAGAGGAGAAGGCUGUGGUUUUUCCUCCGGGAACUGUGAAAGCUGAAUCUGGAGCCAGUGAGAUCUCUCCUCCCAAUUCGCCAAGUGUCGCCAUGCCUGCCGCGAGCAUUGUGGAUGUGUUUGGUGCUGUUCCUUUUGUUGGCAGUGGUCAGCCCAGAGUGUCACCAGAGAGUUCAGAUAUUUUUGCCAAAGCCCCUUUUAGGCAGGCGAGCCAGGAGAACGAUGCGGAGGACACUGACGUAUUCACCAAAGCUCCUUUCAACAGAAACCUAUCCAGGUCAAGCAGAAGUGGUGAUGGACCCAGCGGCCAGACGCCACCCAUUUCCCCCGACAGCGUGGAUGUAUUCGGAUUCUCGCCUUUCCAGCCCAGCCACGUAAUACCCACCUCUGGGAACCAGGAGGACUUUUUUGGCCAAACACCUUUCGAUGAAGCAGCUAGUCCCCAACAGAGGCAGAAGCAGCGCAGCCUUCAAAAACUCUCCUCACGGCAGAGGCGCACCAAGCAAGAGGCCAGUGGCAGCAACGGGAAGCGACACCAUAGCACACCCACUUGCGGUAGGAAGAGCAACAAGCCCAGUUUCCGUACCCCCGAACGGGUGCGAAGGCACAAGAAGGUAGGCAGACGGGACUCGCAGAGCAGCAACGAGUUCCUCAGCACGUCCGACUCCAAAGAGAACAUCAGUAUUUCCCUGGGCGAGGUGAUGGAAAAAGGAGCUGCGCUGCCCCCAGAGGAGGUCUUGUUGGAUCCGUUUGGAGCCAAGCCUUUCCAUCCUCAAGAUGGCAGUCGACACGGUCAGCACCAGAGCUUGGGAGACAACAAAAGUGAGAUCAACUCAACCAAUGGCAGGCAGAAGGCCAGCUCCCUGCACAGCGUGUUUGACGGAAAUAAAAUCGAUGACUUUGGAGCUGUACCUUUCACAGAACUGGUGGUCCAAAGUGGAGCACCGCAAACCCCACAAAUGGAUCUCGACCCUUUCGGAGCAGCACCUUUCCCCUCAAAGCAGUGAAUGUCUUGUCUUCCGGCACACACACAGAAAUGCUACACACACACAGCGCCACAUUAUGCAAAGUCCUAGCAGCCUUUUGAAAUGUCUUUAAGGGACGGCAGCUUUGUGCUGUGAUCUCUGUGUAUGUGCAGCCCAUUGGGACGCAGGCCUUUAAAUUAGAUAACAGUCAACUUUUGUAGUUUUUCAAGUAUUUUAAUACCUAACUGGACAGCUAUAACACCUCUUUUACUUUUGGCGACUUAAACCUGUGGUUUAUGGAUGCUUUUGAAUAGGCUUUUGAAGCAUAUUCUUUAGCCUUUACGCGCUUAAAAGCCUUCUAUGCUGCAUUACAAUAAGCGCUGUGCUCAUUAAAAAAAAAGAAAAGAAAGAAAAAACAUCAGAGAUAUGUGUAUAAUCCUUCAUUUGAAUAGGAUUGAGGAAAAAUGCCAAUUUAGUACAGCAUUUUGAUUAAGUUUGUACUCCAUUGUUGACCACUGUGUUGGUAAAACUCCAAUCUACCAACAUGAACACCAUGAAGCCUUAUCUGGGUAUUCCCCGCCCUGCUUAACAGUACCUCGAAUACACAAUGGCUGUAGCCUGUUUGUGUCAAUGGAAUCAUCUGAGUGUAGGCAUUCUCCAUUUAAACGGUCAUUCACAGACAAUUUAAUGCAUAUUUUUACAUUUUUAAGUGCAUCCAAUGUUCUUGUAUUGUGACAAUGUCCUUUCUACAUGCAUUAAAAGGGACUUAAUAUUAUUUUCCCAUUAGUAAAUUGACCACACUAGAGAAGUUGGAGUUUAUUGAACAAUAUUGUUAUAACUGUCGUCGUUUGUAUUAAACAUGAUUUUGUAGAAAUAAUUCCCCAAGCUGAACUUAACAUCUUUGAUGUUUUCAAUAAUCAGAUGUUCCACUAUUGUCUAUAUGUACUUACUGGUAACCUACAAUCAUGAACAAUUAGAGCUCUUGUAGAAAGGAAAAAGAAUUAAAGAAUGUGCUAAAUGCAGUUUUGUGUAUUUAUAUACCAGUCAUUUGUUUGAAGCAAAUUUUAAAAUUCAAUUUUAGUCAGAAAAGGUAUGACGCAUGAAGGGUAUCAUAGUUUGACUGAUGAAAAGGGCCAUUUAGAAACAUUUACAUUGUCAUUGAAUAUCUGCAGUUAGAACAUUCAAGACCAAAAAAAGCAUUUUUUUUUUUUUUACACAUUGCAAGAUUUGUUAUUUUUUUCUUACGUAGUACUACACUCUAACAAUGCAAUAAAAGCUUCUUUUGGAGGUCAUGA
This is a messenger RNA of Ctenopharyngodon idella (grass carp), 5320 nucleotides long. RefSeq names its product BMP2 inducible kinase (gene bmp2k). NCBI's taxonomy places the organism in Eukaryota, Metazoa, Chordata, Actinopteri, Cypriniformes, Xenocyprididae. The coding region runs from base 744 to 4067 and encodes 1107 amino acids. Gene Ontology annotation, biological process: protein phosphorylation. The record is from RefSeq and is a predicted model, not a curated record. The transcript has 16 exons. Gene Ontology annotation, molecular function: ATP binding; protein kinase activity.